CAAUUCAAUUUGGGUCUCGACUAUCUCUCUCCCUCUCAGUUUUUUCAUUCUCUUUUCUUUGAACCAGAGCUCUUUAUCCCUCCUUCCUCAAUAUUCAACAAGGUUUCUGUCUGGUCAGAGGAAAAUGGGAAGCACCGGUGCUGAUAAAAUUCCAGUAUAUGCUGAAACUGAAGGUUCUGAGACUACAAUAGAAAUAAAAAUAAAAACUUUGGACUCCCAGACUUAUACUAUGAGAGUGGAUAAACAGAUGCCAGUUCCUGCACUAAAAGAACAGAUUGCUUCUGUAACGGGUGUGUUAUCAGAGCAACAGAGAUUAAUCUGUCGCGGCAAAGUUCUAAAAGAUGACCAACUUCUUUCUGCAUACCAUGUCGAGGAUGGUCACACCUUGCACCUGGUGGUCAGGCAGCCGGUUCCACCAUCAUCUGAUGGCUCACCUCAUCUUUCAGAUGAUCCUGGAUCAGGUACAAGCCGCAGUCAUAGUAAUCAUGUCCCAAAUGUUGUAAUAGAAACUUUUAAUUUGUCUGAUCAAGGGGAUGGAGUUUCUCCUGAAAUUGGUCGGCGGAUUGUCCAAGCCGUUCUCAGCUCUAUGGGAUUUGCAAAUAUGGGAAUUAGCAACAUUGGGGGAGAUGUCGGGGAACUCGGUUCACAACGACAUGAAAGAACUUCUGGUAGUGGCAUACCAGAACCAUCCCAGGGUCAAACUGAACAAUCAACCAUGAGGAAUCAAUCUGAUAGAGCACAUACUGCUUUUGGACUUCCAGCAGCAGUUUCCUUGGGGCCUAUGCAACCUCCUGUAAUUCCUGAUUCUUUAGCUACUUUGUCUCAAUAUCUUAGCCAUAUAAAGCAUGAACUUGAUGGCAUUGUUAGAGCUGGGGGAAAUGAUCCCCAGACAGCUCCUGUGAGUAGGAGUGGAGAUAGAGAUUCUAUUCCUGCAUCAAAUUCAGGGACUAUAAGGGAAGGUCUUCCAACACCUGCAUCUUUGGCCGAAGUGUUACUCUCUACCAGGCAAAUGCUCAUUGAUCAGGCUGGAGAAUGUAUACAACAACUUGCAAGGCAACUGGAGGAUCAAGCAAAUGUGACUGACACCUCAACACGAACGAACGCACAGUCCAAUGCAUGGAGAACUGGAAUUUUGCUACAAAGCUUAGGCUCACUUUUACUUGAGCUCGGUCGUACAACCAUGACACUACGCUUAGGUCAAACACCUUCUGAAGCUGUUGUUAAUGCUGGACCUGCAGUUUUCAUAACCCCUACUGGUCCAAUCCCUCUCAUGGUUCAGGCUCUUCCUUUUCAACCGGGAACUAGCUUAAGUACCAUCCCCAUGGAAACUGCACAGCCUGGUUCUGGUGUGAUUAAUGGACUUGGGACAGGGUUUCUUCCUAGGCGUAUUGAUAUACAAAUACGAAGAGGUUCAACGACCUCCACACCCAAUAUUGUUCGACAAGAUCAUGAUACCACACAACAAUUGGGCCAAAGGAACCCGUCGAUGGGUUCCAGCAGUGAGAAUCAUAGCACUCAAACAACUUCAAGGGUCUCAGAUGCUCCAUCUUUUGCUGGAGAAUCAGGAGUUAGGGUAGUGCCUAUUAGGACUAUGGUUGCAGCUGUACCUGCUCCUUUGGGUCGUGUACCUUCAGAUUCUUCUGGUAGCUCAAUGGGAUUAUACUACCCAUUGCUCGGAAGGUUCCAGCAUCUCUCUCCUGGACAUUUGAGUGGUGAAAGGGGAUCUCAAGCAUCUGGUGAGCAUCUGUCCCCUGGUGCUCAAUCCGAGCAGCCUCCUAUUCCUGAAUCUGCAGUGCAAAAUCAAAGUUCACAAGAGUCUGCAAGAGAUGGUGAAUUACCAAAUGCUAAUUCAAGACAACAGGAGCGACUGAAUACACGCAGUGCCAACAGGAAUCAAAACAACCAAGAGGCUGAGGGACAAAUUCCUAGUAGCAUUCUUCAGUUUCUAAGGGGAGUUUUUCCUGGUAGUGAAAUCCAGGUAGAGGAAGCCAGUUUACAAGGAACGGCAACUGAUACUGUCAUGGAGCAAGCAGGAACAUCCAGUGGUAAUGCAGCAGCUGAGCAAAAUGGUACUGAUGAAGGGGUGUUUUUAUCUAAUCUGCUUCAUCAGAUCAUGCCAUACAUAUCUCAGCAUGCGGGAUCGCAACAAAGUGCUGUGUCUACAGAAGAAGCAAAUACAUCCACCCAGGCUGAGAGCUCUAGGACCGGGAAUUCACAUAGACCUAGCGACUCUGAACCAAACGCACCAAACUCAAAACGUCAGAAGACGGAGUAACGAAUGGAGAGAUGGUGGAUUUAAGGAAUCCUCCGGUAGUUAUGAAAUUGGUGACUACCGAUUUGAUGAGCUCUCAUGAACAGCGGCAGGACUUUUAUGCUAAAUGUGAGACUUUCAUAAUUGAUAUAGGGAAAUUUGAACUGUGGACGUUACCUUCGCUAUUCCAAAAUUGCAGCUCAUCUCCAAGUUUGAAUGUUCAACUUUUGUUAUUUAAUAAUUUUAUUAUCAUUUGAUAUUUAAUAAUAUUUAUUUUGUCAAA
Messenger RNA from Hibiscus syriacus, 2534 nucleotides. RefSeq names its product ubiquitin-like domain-containing protein CIP73. The coding region runs from base 125 to 2275 and encodes 716 amino acids. Gene Ontology annotation, cellular component: BAT3 complex. The transcript is spliced from 16 exons. Lineage: Eukaryota; Viridiplantae; Streptophyta; Magnoliopsida; Malvales; Malvaceae. Gene Ontology annotation, molecular function: polyubiquitin modification-dependent protein binding; misfolded protein binding. The record is from RefSeq and is a predicted model, not a curated record.